UCCUCUCUGGUUAUCUCGCUGCAAUCAUUCCUUUUCGCAUUAUAAUCGCUCAUACGACACACCACAUUCUUCGCUAUUAUGUCCCAGCAUUUACCACGUUUUUUGGGGUCAGAAAUCGUGAACGCAACAUAAUUACAGUAGACAACCAACUUCGGAUUCUUUCUCAGGUGAAGGCGGGUAACUGUCACUGGAUCCUUUGUUUGUUGCAAUCGACGUCGUUCUGUCACCUGACUGUCGCUUUUUGCUCCAUCGCUGUUUCGAUUUCUCCGCCGUCUACUUCGGCCAUCCGCCGCAGAAUAUUAGGUUUAAAUGGAGACUUCGAAUGGUUAUUCCACGAAUUAUCAAUAUUCAGCCUCGUUUGCGGCUUCUCGGCGAGAUGUCACUUACAGCUGUGGUUCUUGCGGAUAUGAUCUAAACCUGAGUUCAUCCAGUCGGAAUACAUCAACCAUUGGUUCAAAAUAUGGUAAAUCUAUAAAGAAAGGGAUCAUUUCUUUUUUCUCCAUUGAUGAGAGCAGAUUCAACCAGGUGGAAGAGUUCAAAUGUGUGCCCUACUUUAUUUCCAAGCAUUCCUGGGGUUUGUUCCGCCGAAGAACCAAGCUUCUGUGCCGGAAGUGUGGGAACCAUGUUGGUAUCGCAUAUGAUGAUAAUAGUGCUUCGUCAUACCAUCUUAUAACAAAUGGGACUGGUUCACCCUCUGGCAGUGAAAUCUCCAAUAAGAGAAAGUAUGAUAUCAGGAUUCGCUCCUUGCAACCUUCUUCAGCUGGUUUUGGUACUCCUCUUGUCUCAUGAUGGUUUUGAGAAGCAUCCCUACCAUAUAUGUCUCAUGUUGAGUACAAAGUAAUAUUUCAGCUGGUGCUUUAUGUGGUGAAGAAGUCAUGUUGGCAGCAUGCAAUCCUUCAUAUUUUGUUCAGCAUAAGUAGUGGGUAAUAGAUUUGCUUGAAUGGUUGUAAAUAACUUCUGUUUCCUUGGUCCCUAUUGUUGUCCGGUUUAAUAAGAUACUACCUCUGUAUAGGAGAAUUGUGAAUGAAGUUUCAUACGUACUGAUGGGGUUGAAUGGAUGAAACAGCCGACAUGUUUCGAAAACUAUGAAACCUCCACAUGGGCAAAUGUGGGAAUUAUGUUGGUGGUUGGAAUGCAGUAAUGUGAUAAUUGUAUAUUUAUCCGUA
This is a messenger RNA of Sesamum indicum (sesame), 1166 nucleotides long. RefSeq lists its product as uncharacterized. Lineage: Eukaryota; Viridiplantae; Streptophyta; Magnoliopsida; Lamiales; Pedaliaceae. The record is from RefSeq and is a predicted model, not a curated record.